Messenger RNA from Fusarium coffeatum, 1002 nucleotides. RefSeq lists its product as uncharacterized. The record is from RefSeq and is a predicted model, not a curated record. The coding region runs from base 1 to 1002 and encodes 333 amino acids. NCBI's taxonomy places the organism in Eukaryota, Fungi, Ascomycota, Sordariomycetes, Hypocreales, Nectriaceae. The transcript has a single exon. Gene Ontology annotation, molecular function: dTDP-glucose 4,6-dehydratase activity.
AUGUCCUAUAACGUCCUAGUAACAGGCUCAUCCGGCCAUCUCGGCACAGCAUUAAUGCUGUCCCUUCCUACCCUCGGCUUCAAACCUUUGGGAAUCGACAUCCUCCCUUCAGAGAACACUCACCUUGUAGGCUCUAUCGCAGACCAUUCCUUCAUCACAGACAUCUUCAUGAACAAUCCAAUUCAGCACGUUCUUCACGCAGCGACGCUUCACAAGCCUCAUGUGGAAAGCCACUCCAAGCAGGAUUUUAUCGACACAAACAUCACAGGUACACUGGUUCUUCUGGAGGAAGCAGCCAAGUACAAGGAAACGAUUAAGAGUUUUGUGUUCUUCAGCACGACGAGCACAUUUGGUGCCGCGCUGAGUCCCAAGCCCGGACAGCCGGCUGCAUGGAUUGACGAGACUGUCAUCCCAAUUCCGAAGAACAUAUACGGCGCUACAAAGGUCGCAGCAGAGGAUAUCUGCUUUCUCAUCCACAAACAAACCAGCUUGCCCAUCAUUGUCCUUCGAACGAGCCGUUUCUUCCCAGAACAGGACGACGAUGAAGAUCGACGCGCAGCUCUCUCCGACGACAAUCUCAAAGUCCUCGAACUAACCUACCGCCGCGUCGACAUGGAGGAUAUCGUCCGCGCCGCCGUAUGCGCCAUGUCCAAAGCGCGCUCCAUCAAGUUCCGGAAGUACAUCAUCAGCGCACCUCCCCCAUUCCAGAAGGACGCUCACACGCUUGCGACACUGGACAGGAACCCUAAGGAGGUUUUUGAGACGGUCGCGCCUGAUUGUGCGCGGGUGUUUGGGGAGAAGGGUUGGGCGCACUUAAAGAGGAUUGAUCGGGUGUAUGAUUCGAGCAGGGCGGUCAUGGAGUUGGGGUGGGAGCCUGUUUAUACGUUUCAGCGGGUGAUUGAACUAAUUGCGGAGGGCAAGGAGUGGAAGAGUGAGUUGACGGGCAAGGUUGGUAAGAAGGGAUAUCACGCUGUCAGCCAUGGGGUGUACACUGUUCGAUGA